UAGCUCUUACUCUCACACUUUCUCUGGGGCUGCAGUACACGCGCUUUCUGACUGUUCUCCCGGCAAUAGACAAGUCUUAUAUCCGUUAUUUAGGAAGCAGCAAUCUUUUUUAAUCAUGGAGAAGAAAAACGAAAUUAACGGACACGCUGUGUCCGAGACCAUGAUUCCUGUCGUCUUAGUCAAAUCAGAGAAGAGGAAUUGCAAAGAUAAGUUCAUGUCGUUUUUACGCAGAAAUCUUGUAGUAAUUCUGACGGUGUCCGGGGUUAUUGUGGGCGUCGGGCUCGGCGUGAUGGUUCGCAAAAUGGACCUGACGCGAGCGCAGAUGACUUACUUCGCGUUUCCCGGUGAGAUGCUGCUGAGGAUGCUGAAGAUGAUUAUCCUGCCUCUCGUUGUGUGCAGCUUAAUCUCAGGCGCCGCCAGUCUGGACACUCGCUCUCUGGGUAAACUCGGAGGGAUCGCCGUGUCCUACUUUUUGGUCACCACGCUCAUAGCCUCGUCCAUCGGGGUCGCUCUGGCUUUCCUCAUCAAGCCCGGGGUUGGCGCUGGAGCUCUCAACACCAACAACCUGGCGCUGGAGAGCGUCAGCAACAACAAGGAGACCGUCGACUCGUUCUUGGACCUGGCGAGAAACUUGUUUCCAUCUAACCUGGUAGCUGCUGCUUUCCGCUCAUAUGCUACAGACUACAAGAUGAUUACAGUGGGAAACACAACAAAUGGGACGGUACUCAAUCAGAAGGUGCCAGUGGGAACAGAACCAGAUGGGAUGAACAUUCUUGGCCUGGUUCUGUUUGCUAUGGUGUUUGGAGUGGCCUUGAGAAAGUUGGGAGCUGAAGGGGAGGAGCUCAUACGUUUCUUUAAUGCCUUCAAUGAAGCCACAAUGGUACUGGUAUCUUGGAUCAUGUGGUAUGUACCAGUUGGCAUUAUGUUCCUGGUAGGCAGUAAGAUUGUGGAGAUGGAGGAUGUGGUUCUGCUUGUUACCAGCUUAGGAAAAUACAUCUUUGCCUCAGUCCUGGGCCAUGUUAUCCAUGGUGGCAUUAUCUUACCUCUUAUCUACUUUGGUCUCACCCGCAAAAAUCCCUUCACCUUCCUCUCUGGUCUAAUCACACCUUUCACCACAGCCUUCGCUACCUGCUCCAGCUCAGCAACACUGCCCUCGAUGAUUAAAUGUGUUGAGGAGAACAAUGGUGUGGACAAAAGGAUCAGCCGUUUUAUCCUGCCAAUCGGAGCUACUGUAAACAUGGAUGGAGCCGCUGUCUUCCAGUGUGUUGCUGCUGUGUUCAUUGCCCAACUCAACAAUGUGGAGCUCAAUGCAGGCCAGAUCUUCACUAUUCUCGUGACAGCUACAGCAUCCAGUGUUGGAGCAGCGGGUAUUCCAGCAGGAGGAAUAAUCACCAUCGCGAUUAUUUUGGAAGCAAUUGGCCUGCCUACCAAUGACCUGUCACUAAUGCUGGCUGUGGAUUGGAUUGUGGACCGUACCACCACUGUGGUAAAUGUGGAAGGUGAUGCCUUGGGUGCUGGGAUCUUGCACCAUAUAAAUGAGCAGGAGAUAAAAAAGCAAAUACAUUUUGACAUGCAGCAGGAAGAGGAAGAGCUAAAGGAGGUUCAAGUGGAAGCUGUGGCUAAUGUCCAGGCUGAAGAGGAGACCUCGCCUCUAGUCACCCACCAAAAGCUGGGCGAUGACUGCUCAAAUAGCUCUGCUGAUGAAAAGGAUGGCAUGGAGUCCGUGUUCUAAAAUUGCUAUCUUCUAACCAGUGAAAGCAGUUUAUCGAUUUAAAGCAUUUCCACUCGAUCCUUGCAUAUUCCUUUCUAAAAUCUGGGAAUAUGUGCCGUAUCUCCCGUAUAGAAGUGUUGAAACUUACUUUGUAUUUGUUUUGUGGUAUUAGCAUAAUAGAAUGAAUGAGAAUGAAAUGAUCAGUGAGGUUACAUUCAUAUCAUUUUUAUUGUGCCAAAAGGUUUUUUUUUAAUUAAUUAAUCUCUCUUUUGUGAAAAAAUUUCCAUUUUUAUACAUGUCUAAAAGGGUGAAUAUUUCCUGUUUUGAGUUGUUGUUAAAGAUAGUGAAGAGAAUCAUUUACAGACUGACCUCUUUGACUGGCUCUAUGUAUUUGCUGUGUCUUUAUUUCACCUGUGAAACAUUAACUAUUUUGAAGAUGGAUAAGAAAACAUGUGCUGUAAAUAUUUGUUUCCCUGAUGGCUUAAUGUCUUGUCACAGGCCAAUUAAGUUCCGGUCUAGAGACAGAGAUUUGAUGGGGACUGCUUUGCAAAUGAUCUGAAUAUGACUUCUGGUGCAUGAUUUCACUGAUUUCUGGGGAAAUAAGCAUAAUUAUGCACUUUACGUAAUUAUUAUAUGUUACAGAAAUGGUACAAUAGUACGAUACUGUAGUGACUCCCAGUGGUAUAAAUGUGAAAGUACUGUCAGUCUCAAUAAAUCUCAGUCUCCGUUUUCCCUUACACUUAGGUUCAGAUGUUACCAUUGACUUAAACAUUCAGUUUUAAAACCACUGAUAGCCAAAAUAAAAUCUGUUAUUUGUUUACAUUUCAGUACUGAUUUGCAACUAACUGUGAAGUAAUUAAGUUUAAAGGGUCAUUGAGCUAUUAAUUUUAAAUGUAUUGAGAAGAUAACUGAAAUUGUGAUUUUACAUAAUUUUUUGUUAAUUUUAUACAAAAUUUGUUAAAUAUUUACUUUAAUCUACAUGCUAAUGACACUGGCUGCCAAAUUGUUAAAGACUGAUAUUGGCUGGUUAAUACAAGUUAACACCAGUGUAUAUGUUAAUAUUGCAUUAUUGAGACCAGUACAACAUUAACGGUACAUACAAUAAUUAGUCUUAAAACUGUGACUUUGUGACUACUAUUGAUUUCUCUGCUGUGAUAUGUCUGUCAUUAAAUGAAGAGCAAAGUG
This is a messenger RNA of Neoarius graeffei (lesser salmon catfish), 2896 nucleotides long. It is a transcript of the gene slc1a4, whose product is annotated as solute carrier family 1 member 4. Gene Ontology annotation, cellular component: plasma membrane. The record is from RefSeq and is a predicted model, not a curated record. The coding region runs from base 116 to 1732 and encodes 538 amino acids. Gene Ontology annotation, biological process: L-serine transport; L-glutamate transmembrane transport. NCBI's taxonomy places the organism in Eukaryota, Metazoa, Chordata, Actinopteri, Siluriformes, Ariidae. The transcript has 8 exons. Gene Ontology annotation, molecular function: L-aspartate transmembrane transporter activity; L-alanine transmembrane transporter activity; L-threonine transmembrane transporter activity.